Messenger RNA from Acanthochromis polyacanthus (spiny chromis), 1950 nucleotides. It is a transcript of the gene ccdc125, whose product is annotated as coiled-coil domain containing 125. NCBI's taxonomy places the organism in Eukaryota, Metazoa, Chordata, Actinopteri, Pomacentridae. The transcript is spliced from 8 exons. Bases 125 to 1057 code for a protein of 310 amino acids. The record is from RefSeq and is a predicted model, not a curated record. Gene Ontology annotation, cellular component: cytoplasm. Gene Ontology annotation, biological process: negative regulation of Rho protein signal transduction; negative regulation of cell motility.
AGGCCAUGCUUGACAAAGCCACGAGUCAUACUAAAAGUAUGCCCAGAAAAGUGAAGACAAGGCCAAAGCUCUGGAGAAGGAGGUGAACAGUUUACAGUGGGAGCUCAGCUUUCAUCAGGUACAGAUGAAGAAGCUGAAGCAAUCCUGGGAGCAGAAAUACAACAGACUAUUGAGUGAGAAUCAGACUCUGACUGACAACAUAGAGGAAAUGGACACCAAGAUCCAGGGCCUCCAAGCAGAAAACUCUGCUCUCAGUCGGAAAUACUUGGAGGUCUUCUCUAUGCUGAAUUUAAAGGAGCAGAGAGUUUACCAAGGAACCCAACCUCAGUGCAGCCUAGACAGAAACACCAGUGUUUUGGAGAUGGCAGUGCUGGGGGCCUGCCGGUGUCAUGGUGUUACUGAAGCUUGUCCAUGUAGUCGGAUUGCUGCUGCCAGCAGGAAGCAGCUUGUUGAAUUGCAACAGGAGCUUGAUGCUGAGCAUUCAAGGAGACAGGAAGCCUUGAUGGUUGCAGAUGCUUUUCGCAUUGCCUUCGAACAACAACUGAGGAAACGAAGUGAACAAUUCCUACUACUGGCCGAGGCCAAAAUCCUUAAAUCCCAUCACUGUAAAGAUGAAGGUCUUAACAGGAAUCCUUUAGUCAGCGUAAGCCAGAGACUUAGGGGAUUGCUACCUUCUGGUUUGGAGAAGAAAAUGCCUGAGGAUCUUUCAGAGACUCUCUACAAACUGAUGGACUUGCUGAAUGACAGGGAGGAGGCCCUGGCCCACCAGAGGAAGGUGAGCAUCAUGUUAGCUCACAGCGCAGAGGAGCUGCAGAGACAGUUGCACCUAGAUUCACAUUGCCAACUGCCAGAUCAAUCAGAGUCCAGGAUCAAAUCUAAGCAAACAGUAGAUCCAUCAAUGAACCAUAGCCAAUCUCAACAAACACUUGAUGCCUCAGAAUCUAAAAUAUCAGAAGUCUUACCCAAAUUUAAAACACAGCCCAAAUAUGAGCUAUCAGAUUCCCAGCUUCAGCUGGCCCAACAACCGCAUCAAAACAGCCACAAGCCUGAAAUUUAGCAGUCAGACCAAUCACUAUCCUGAUCCAUUUGCAAGAUCUACCAGAUGACAUGUCUCAGCUGCAGACACGGUAAUGGAGGUUUAAUUUAAAAGAAAAAAACACAAUAUGUAUGAAUCUAAAGUGUAAUGGAAGUCUACGAUUUCGCCUGAGUACUCGCUGCUUACAUAAACUGUAAACUCACCAGGACAAAAAGGAUGCGAUUGAACUUUCAUGAAUUCUUUCCCUUACAAUAUAUAAGCCAUUUUCUGCCACUGCUGCUGUCAUUACAGGUUUCUUAACCUUAUGCACAACUUGAUUUCUGUUGUAGGUGUUGAUCUACAAAUACAUAUAACUUAGAAGGCUCGGAGUCAGCAAAGUGUAGUAUAUCCUCCUGCUCCCCUCCUUGACACUCCUCACUGAUGUGAGGAGGGACAAAGUGGGUGAAGUUUUAACAUUGUUCUUUGAAAUAAGCCAGGCCAGUGCAGAGUUGAUUGCUACGCAAUGCAUUCUGAUUAGAUUUCUGUCUGAUUUGAACCCUGAUUCCUCUAAAGAUGUAGGCAAUAACCUCAAAAGAUCAAGGCGGCUGCAGGUUUUAGUUGUUUAGUUGCUCUACUCUAACUGCAGUGAAUCAGGACAUGAUGGAAAAUGCCUCACUUUCACCUGAUCUCACAGUCAACUGACUCAGAUGCUGGCUCAAUGAGGAUAUUUUUUCAAAACUUUUUAAUCUUCAUAGAUUGGAAUCAUUAAAAUUUUGUUAGCCCGGUUUCAAAGGUUUAUUCUAUUAACAGAAUAAAUGUUGUCUGGUUGAUGAUUACUGUUUUCAGUCUGAGAGGCUAAUAAAAUUCAUAUUACAGAUCAUAAACUGUAUAUACAGUGGGUCCGGAAAGUAUUCAGACCCAUUGAAAUUUUUCAC